UGAUGAUGGAGCGAAGCGGCAGACGAGGCAGCAGGAGUCGCAGCCGCAGCCCUCCGCCUGGCAGGCAGGGCCGCGGCAGGCGAGGGGAUGAACCAUGGAGGAGGAGAGAUGAUGAUGAUGAUGGCGGUGAUGGAGACACGCGGCGGGGCAGGGACGACCGGAAGCCCACAAGAAGAAGCCGGUGGGAUGACGACGACGACGACGACCAUGACCGCAAUGCAAGCCGUCACCGCCGUGGCCAGCGCGAUGUGCAGCGUCACGACCGCACCGCCAGGAACAGUGGCGGUAACGAACGUUUCCACCAACGCGCAGCGCGAGAAGAACCCCGGCGGGAAGGACAGGUACCGCAGGCACCGCAGGCACCGCCUCUGCGUGAAGAGAGAGAGCGUGGUGGUCGCGGACCGCGGCGGCCAAGGUGGCGUCAAGAGCAGAACGACAACGACGAAGGCGUUGAACCCGGCAAGGAGCGAUGGGGCCCUCAAGAGGAUGGUGACGAUGACGAAGAUGGUGAUGAAGAGCAAAAGCCCAAGGAGCUGCCCAACUUUGAGCAAUCUGGCUUGCUCUUCAAUGACGCCAACACAUUCAAGGGUGUUGUGAUUCAGCAUGUUGAGCCGCCGGAGGCGCGCAAGCCCAAGCUGCGCUGGCGCCUGUAUCCCUUCAAGGGCGACGAGCUUCUGCCCCUCAUCUACAUUCAUCGCCAGUCGUGCUACCUCAUUGGUCGAGAUGACUCUGUCUCCGACAUUCCCAUGCUCCACCCAUCCAUCUCAAAACAGCACGCCGUGAUUCAAUUUCGGCUCGUGCCGCAAAAGGCCGGUGCCCGUUCCAAAAACAUCAUCAAGCCAUACAUCAUGGACCUUGGCAGCACAAACAAGACGACACUCAACGGCAAGGAGCUUGAGCCGCGGCGCUACUACGAACUGCGGGAACGCGAUGCGCUCAAGUUUGGAUUCAGUACCCGCGAGUACGUGCUGUUGCAUGAGCAGUCGACAGGCGCUGGUGGCGGUGGCGGCGGUAGUGGUGGUGGUGACACCGCUGAUGUGGAUGAACUGGACAUGGAGCAAGAGGACAUUGGUGUGCAGCCCGUGGACCAGUAACGACGUGGCAGUCAUAUGUGUGUGUGUGUGUGUGCGUGUGUGUGUGCGUGUGUGUCUGUGUGUGUCUGUGU
Molecule: messenger RNA, 1165 nt
Organism: Salpingoeca rosetta
Lineage: Eukaryota; Choanoflagellata; Craspedida; Salpingoecidae
Product: FHA domain-containing protein
Exons: 3
Biological process (GO): miRNA processing
Cellular component (GO): nucleus
Molecular function (GO): mRNA binding; protein binding
Source: RefSeq, a predicted model, not a curated record